This is a messenger RNA of Closterium sp. Naga37s-1, 465 nucleotides long. The record is from the annotation of a GenBank genome assembly. Lineage: Eukaryota; Viridiplantae; Streptophyta; Zygnematophyceae; Desmidiales; Closteriaceae.
AUGAUGUCGUCGUCGCAGCUCCGACUUAUGUCGGACCUCAAAGCGAUUCGUCAGGAACCCCCUGAGGGAUGCAGUGCGAGUCCUCAGAGCGAGGAGAAUCUCUUUGUGUGGAGCGCCACCAUUUUCGGCCCAGACGAGUCGCCUUGGGAGGGCGGCAUCUUCUCGCUGCGACUCAUAUUCAGCGAGCAGUAUCCUGAGAAGCCCCCUCGUGUGCGAUUCACCACUGAAGUCUUCCACCCCAAUGUGUACAACGACGGGACUCUUUGCAUGGACAUCAUUCAGGACGCGUGGUCACCAUGCCACAACAUCUGCACCAUCCUCACCUCCAUCCAGUCAUUGCUCACAGACCCCAAUCCCUCCAGCCCUGCAAACGCCGACGCUGCUCAGCUGUUUUCCAAUGACAUUACCGCUUACAACAGGAGAGUGAGGCAGUGUGUGCGCAAGUCGCUUGACAACAUGCAAUGA